Molecule: messenger RNA, 1466 nt
Organism: Achroia grisella
Lineage: Eukaryota; Metazoa; Arthropoda; Insecta; Lepidoptera; Pyralidae
Gene: Rsph1
Product: radial spoke head 1 homolog
Exons: 4
Coding region: 73-984 (303 amino acids)
Biological process (GO): axoneme assembly; spermatid development
Cellular component (GO): nucleus; motile cilium
Source: RefSeq, a predicted model, not a curated record
UCCUAACAUUUCAUUAAUGACAUAACUUACAUUAUAUUAUAUCGAUUUAUUUCAUAAGUUUAAAAUUUAAUUAUGGUUGAGGAAAAAGGUGAAGGGCCUGAAGAUGUUGAUACUAUCGGGACUUAUGUAGGCGGUAGGAAUGUUGAUGGCGAGCGACAUGGAGAAGGGUGGGCAGUACUUCCUAAUGGGGACUUUUAUCAAGGUUGCUAUUGUCGUGGUAUGAGAAAUGGAAAAGGCCUCUAUGUGUUCAAAAACGGGGCUCGAUAUGAAGGCGAAUGGCGACGAGCAAUGAAAUAUGGAGUUGGAACAAUGACAUACCCCGACGGUUCGCGAUACGAAGGCGACUGGAGGCAUGAUAUGAAGCAAGGAUUUGGUGCUUAUUACUAUCCAAAUGGUGAUAUUUAUGAGGGCGCAUGGUUUAAAGGCAAGAGACACGGCCUAGGAACUUAUUUCUUUGCAGAAUCUCAAGUCAAAUUCAUGGGAACAUGGGUUGAUGGCGUGAUUGAGGGGCCAGGUCAAAUUAUUUAUCCUAGAGUCAGAUACCAUGGUUCAUGGUUGAAAGGAAUGCCAAAAGGACCUGGAUGUUUCGUUUUCGAUACCAAUUGUAUGCAACAUGGCUUUUACUUGUUGAUAAAAGAUCCCUCAUUGGAAGAAUAUGGUGAAGGUGAGGAAGAAAAAGAGGAGAAAAACUUGAAAGAGGAAAAAGGGGAGGAGGAAGAGGAAGCAGAAAUUGACGAAUCUCUAGGUAAAAUAGCCGUUUGGCGUGCUCGGAACGUCACAGCUUACAUGGCGGAGUUUUUGCCUCCCGAGCCUGUACCUCUGCCAGUGCAUGAUUCAGUUCCCUCACUAACAGACGAGAGCAUCGAAACCGACAUCAUGCACUUCGAACCACCGUCCGUCGUACUCGAAGAAGAGGGUGCCGAUGACAAUGACUCGUGGUUAUUGCACAGACAAAAAUUCCUUGAAGAAACUCAGCAGAAAUAAUAAAUAUAGCUAGUUCAUUGUACGUGAUUUGUUUUCAUAUAAAAACAUUGUUGCAAUUAUUUUAAAAUUAUCAAAUAGAUUUAGAUAAACUAGAAAGAUGUUUGAGUACAUAUUUCGUCAAGAAGAACACUUUCGCUUAGUUAUGCUCUUUUGUCAACUUUUAGAUGAGAUAAAUUAGAUGUGUGGUUUAUGAUAUAUUCCAAUAUAUGUAAAUGUUUGUGUAUACAUAUAAACAUUUAUAUAUAAUCACAGAUUUUCUUGAUACAUUGACCUUCACCAGCAUCUAACUGAAUCAUUUGCGGUCAGGGUUCCACCCUCUUCCAAUAUUUUUACUUUAGUGUACUUAUUAUUCAGUAGGAGAAAUAAAAAUGCAUCCCAAUACAAUGUCACCUGGUUUGUCGCGUUAUCACUUUAAUAUUAUAUUAUAAGGAGAGACUGACAGACCAUGGUGCUGACAUUUUCAAAAUUUCAUCCUCGUAUUA